Didymodactylos carnosus is the source of this 648-nucleotide messenger RNA. Lineage: Eukaryota; Metazoa; Rotifera; Eurotatoria; Philodinida; Philodinidae. The record is from the annotation of a GenBank genome assembly.
AUGGCAGAAUACGUUCAGGCGAUGGAAGAGAUAUGUAGUCGAGUUAGAAAUUUUCCGAUAAGUGCAAUGAUAAGUAGUGCAGGUUUUCAUUUACCAUCAGUUGUUAUUUUUGAAUGUAAUGAAGUGCACGGUAUGGAUUCAAGUCGUUUUGUUAAAUGGCUUUGGGAAACUUCGUGUACAUUAAGAGGUGAAAAUGAUGAGACAAAAUUACCAAAGCGAGCAUGGAAAAAGGCAGAGGUUGUACAAUGGUUAGAUGACCAUAAGGUGCCUUAUUUGAACUUGUGUACCAAAGCAGAAUUACUCGAGCUAGCAGUUGCUUAUGCACCAGAAAAGAAAUUCAAAGUUGAUGAGGAAGAAUUCAGAGUUGAGAUUCUACGAUUACCGAUAAAGCAUUGUGUUCUCAACCCCAUAGAAUUAGCCUGGGCCGAGCUCAAAGAUUUUAUUCGAAAUAAGAAUAAUAAUUUUACUCUUACGGAUGUUACGACAUUAUCUCAAGCAUACAUGGCCGCAUGUUCCACAGAAUUAAUUGCGCGUUUUAUACAGCAUGCACAAAAUUAUGAGGAAACAUUCAAAGCGGCAGAUAAGAUCGGUGAAGAAAUGGACAAAUACAUAAUACAAGAGGAUUUAGAAUAUGACACAAUUGGAUAA